AUGAAUGAAAAUGAACAAUAUAAUAACAAUAAUAACAAUAAUAUGCAAGGUGGUGUAGCUGAUGAAGACGAUGAAGAUGUUAAUAUAGAGGAUGACGAUUAUGUCUUGGUGGCAGCGGCAGCGGCAGCACAACAACAACAGCAACAACAAAGAAACACAAUGCAAGAUGAUACCGAAGAGAAUAAUCCUUAUUCUACAAUGUCAUUCAGUAGUACCAGUAACACUCCAUCCAUCUUAAACAGCUUUGAGAAUAGCUAUAAGAAUGAACUAUAUUAUUCACCAAGUUUAUCAAAUACUGACAUUAUGAAUAAUAAUAAUAAUAAUGAUAACAAUAACAACAAUAGUAAUAUUAAGACUAACAAUAAUAACAAUAAUAACAAUAACAAUAGCAACACAAUAUCUUCAGAUAAUAAUCAUAAUAAUAAUAAUAACGGUCAUGUUGAUAUUGGUGGUGGCAAUAAUAACAAUAAUGGCGAUGAUAUAAACAAUCAAUCUACAUCUGGAAGAUAUCGUUUGCUCUACUCUGAUAACAACAUUGACAACAAUGAUAAUAUCUAUCAUCAAUAUAGUGCUACGUCUUCAUCUUCUAUAUAUUCUGUUGAGAGUAGUACAACUACUAGUAGUAGUAGCAGUAAUAUUAAGAAUAAUAAUGAUAUGAAUAUAGAUAUUGGUUAUCUAUCAGUACAGCAACAGGACCAACAACAACAACAACAACAACCAAGUAGUAGUAGUAGUCAUAGAAAUAAAUUAAUAGAGUAUGAAGAAGAGGAAGAAGAAGAGUUUACAGUUGUAAAACCAAGAACGAUAACAAGAGAUGAAUUAUACUCUUCACCAUCACCACCUCGACCUACAUCUUCAUCUAUAUCAACUAAUGAUACGACAUCAACGUCAUCAUCUUCAAAUACCAAAAACAAAAAGAAAUCAUCACCUAAAUUUAAUUUAAAGAAAUCACCUUCUCUUGAUAAUAGUAAUCUUAAUACAUUACAUUCACAGACAUUGACGACACCUACACCUUCAACAACAGAUAGUAAUAUUGAAACUGCUGACAAACAACAACAACAACAACCACCACCACCACCACCACAAACACAAGUAAUAUUAAAAUUACCAUAUGAUUUAAAUAGUUUACAUUGGGAUUUGGAUCAUCUUUCAAAUGAAGAAGCUAUCUAUUGUUACUGUGGAAAAGAUCUAGAUAAAAAGAUGGUUAGAUGUGAUCUAUGUUUGCAGAUAUUUCAUUUCGAUUGUGUGAAACUACUGGAGGGAUCGGACCAGAUCAUCGGUGACUGGGUCUAUAGAUUCAGCUGUUCAGUUUGCACCAAAGGAAGAGAGUCAUUCGAGAGAUUCGCAAAGAACUGGGUAGAUGUAUUGGAAAUAGUUUUAUACAACUUGGCAUUGUCACAUCCAAACAGAGCAUACUUUCAUCUCGACGAUGAAAUCAUACCAAUGAUCGAUCAAAAUUGGCAUCUAUUAUGUAGUGAUAAAAAGAUAAAUUGGUUUAAACAAUUACAACCUGCAUUAACCAAUGGACAUAUAUUUAAACAAGGUGAUAUCAAUAUUGGAAAACCUGGAUAUUGGGCAUUGGGAACAUUACAACUUGUACUCAAAGAUAAUCCUACUUUCAAAGAUAAAGUAUUGGCACCGAUCAACAAGAAGAAAAAGAGAAAAUCUUCAUCGUCUCAAGAAAAAAGAUUUAAACAUUUAACAAAAUUAUUAUUGAUACCUUUGAAAGAAUCCAAUUUCGUUCCGACCAUUGAAUAUGAUAGGCUGUGCGUUGCCAUUCAGAAUUCAGCACCACAAAUUGUUAUUGAAGAGAAUGGUAUGGUUGCAAAGAGUUUGAAAGGAUAUAGAAUGGCAAAAGCUUCGUUUCCAUGUAUUACUGGCAGUUGGUAUUUCGAGAUUGAGGUGGUUGGCAAUGCAGGAAGUUCGCGUCUUGGUUGGUCGACUUUCCGUGGUGAUAAACAAGCGAAUGUAGGAUACGACCAAUUCAGCUACGGCUACAGAAGUCAACAGGGUGAUAUCUUUCAUUGUGCCAAGAGCAAGCCGUACGGUGAAUCGUAUGCAGUUGGCGAUGUCCUAGGAUUCUACAUACAUCUGCCGCUGAAGAAUGCGCCAUUCGAGGUGUUUGACAACAAGGUCGAUCCUCUUAAGAUCUACGAGAUGAUAAGCGACGAGCUGGAUACGGAGCAACCGGAAACUGUUGAGGGCAGUGAGAUUCGAUUCUUUAAGAAUGGCCGCUCUCCAGGUGUUGCAUUCACCAACAUCGGUCGAGGAAUGUAUUAUCCGGCCGCUUCGAUGUAUAUGGGGGCAUCGGUUCGAUUCAAUUUUGGACCGACAUUCAAAUUCCCACCACAAGGUCUUACCACUCCGUUCCGUCCGUUUUGCGAAACUGUAAAAUUAACUCCAAACUCCAAUACAACCAUCAUCACCAGUAAUCUUAAUGAUAAUCUUCAUCAUCAGAAUGAUGACGACGACGAUAUGAUGAUAAGUGAUUAA
Heterostelium album PN500 is the source of this 2493-nucleotide messenger RNA. RefSeq lists its product as uncharacterized. The record is from RefSeq and is a predicted model, not a curated record. The coding region runs from base 1 to 2493 and encodes 830 amino acids. Gene Ontology annotation, cellular component: Set1C/COMPASS complex. The transcript has 4 exons. Gene Ontology annotation, molecular function: protein binding; transcription cis-regulatory region binding. NCBI's taxonomy places the organism in Eukaryota, Evosea, Eumycetozoa, Acytosteliales, Acytosteliaceae.